This is a messenger RNA of Phytophthora infestans T30-4, 501 nucleotides long. RefSeq names its product ATP-binding Cassette (ABC) Superfamily. Gene Ontology annotation, molecular function: ABC-type transporter activity. The transcript has 2 exons. Bases 1 to 501 code for a protein of 166 amino acids. NCBI's taxonomy places the organism in Eukaryota, Oomycota, Peronosporomycetes, Peronosporales, Peronosporaceae. Gene Ontology annotation, cellular component: membrane. The record is from RefSeq and is a predicted model, not a curated record.
AUGUCUGCACUCGAAAACCCCUCAACGUGCACUCGAAUACCAUCCGCGCCCGUUGCCAGUGCACAGAGCUACAUUCUGUACCAGGCAGUAAUUUUCCUCGUAAAUAUGUCGUACUCUGCGUGGUUCUUCUUCAUCGCGUCCGUGUGUCCGAACAUCAACGUCGCCAACCCGAUCGCAUUGCUGUCGCUUCUGUUUCUGGCCACAUUUUCGGGCUUUUUGAUCACCAAGGAUACGAUUCCUGUAUAUCUGUCGUGGAUCUACUGGAUCAGUCCGCACGGCUGGGGCAUUCACGCUGUUGCCGUGAACCAGUACCGAGACUCUCGGUGGGGGAAUACAUGCUUAGUGCCCUCGGAGAAGUACUGGUUGUGGUUUGGUCUGGUUUUCCUAGCUGGCUCCUACGUUUUCUUUAUGACUCUGUCGUGUCUGGCACUGGAAUUCUGGCGCUACGAGACACCGAAGACCAUUUCCCUCGACGUUGAGUCAGACAAGAGUGAGCAGUAG